Molecule: messenger RNA, 351 nt
Organism: Mytilinidion resinicola
Lineage: Eukaryota; Fungi; Ascomycota; Dothideomycetes; Mytilinidiales; Mytilinidiaceae
Product: Pcc1-domain-containing protein
Exons: 2
Coding region: 1-351 (116 amino acids)
Cellular component (GO): EKC/KEOPS complex
Source: RefSeq, a predicted model, not a curated record
AUGGCCGACGAAUUCCCCUGCAAGCUAACCCUCCACCUCCCCUUCCCCACCCCCUCUCUCGCCAACACCGCUUUGCGCGCCCUCGCCGUAGACCAAGAACUCUCGCCCCUAGUGCGCCGCUCAUUCGAACUCGUUACCCCGGACAAAGCCGCAGAGUCUGCAGAAAAGAAUGUGCUCCAAGUCUCGUAUUCUGCGACCACGAAUCGCAUGCUGCGGGUUGCGGUGAACGGGUUCUUUGAGAGCGUGGGGGUGGUUAUUGGGGUUAUGAGGGAGCUGGAUGUGGAUGUGGUUGAUAUGCCCGGGAGCGAGAGCUUGGAGGGGGCGCAGGGGAUAGAAGGGGUGAAGGGGUGA